ACUUGAUUCAAUGAGAUGAACUCCUACUUUAUUCUCGCAUCUCAAGUUCACUUCACAUGUGCUUUUGUCUCAUCCAGAUUGCCAAAGCCUUGUAAGUGACCAUGUAUCAACUCCGAUCUCUUCUCUUAUUCUCUCUUGGUGUCCUUGUGACAGCCGUACGGGGAGACAAUUCAGCGGAUUCCAAGAAUGCGAUUCCAGACGUCAACUUUGACCUAGAGGGGGAACACGCUGGUGAACUGCCCUCACCAUGGGAAGGCCCUUCUCACUGUGUCUCUGGGGACCAUUGCCUCUACUUCAACCCAGAAGGCAACGAUCACAACGGCCAGGUACUCAUCACAACGUCAAAUUAUGCCUACUUCACAGCAACGUUCCCCAAGAUCACUUCCGAAACCCAAAUCUCACCUGAUUCCUUCCACCUGGCUCCCAUCCCAAGAAAAGGGAAUGGAUUCGUGGCAGGCCGGCUGAUCAAAAAGGGCGAGGUGAUCAUGCAACGGCAGCCCUCUUUCUUGGUGCAUGCCGACGCGCAUAUCGACAUGAAGCCCGAGGUGCAGGAGAAGAUCUACCAGAUUGCACUGUCAAAGCUGUCCAAGGACGCCCAGGAAAAGUUCUUGUCGCAGUUCGGCGAAGGCGUCAGGGCCAAGAUCGAUAAGAACAGCUUCCGGAUCGUGAUUGAUCCAUCCGGUGAUAAGGAGAGCGGGCACUUGGGUGUGUUUGUGGAUGUUAGUGGGUUCAACCAUGACUGCAGGCCAAACGUUCAUUACCGCAUCACCAACACCACUCACACCACCGUUGCUGUUCGGGACAUCCACCCUGGAGAAGAGCUGACUAUCAGCUACAUUUACGGCAUCGCUCGCAGGUCCACCCGCCAAAAGGAGCUGCAAGACUGGGGCUUCGAGUGCACUUGCUCUCAAUGCACCCUCAACAGCCUUGAAACCGCCGCCUCCGACGCCAGAGUCAAGGAGAUCAAACGUCUUGAGGAGGAAAUUGAGGACAAGAUGUCCAGAAGAGGGGAAGAUAUCAAGCCUGAGAUGGGGGGAAAGUUGGUGGACAUGUAUCUUGAGGAAAAGCUCUUUGCCUAUCUGGCACCGACAUACGUGAGAGCUGCGCUGAUAUACAGCAUGUUUGGGAACGAGGUGAAAGCGAAGGAAUAUGCCGAGGAAGCUGUAGAUGCAUUGACAAGAGAGUAUGGAACCCAUGCAAAGGAUAUCCAGAGUAUGCGGGAACUUGCAGCCGACGUCAAGGGGCAUUGGAGUUGGGGGAUUAAGGUUGUGAGUGAGGAGAAGGAACAAAAGACGUGGAAGUUGGGGCAAGGGAAGGGAAAGAAGAAUGAGACGGGUGAAGCUGGCGCCAAGAAGGAGAGAAAGAUUAGAGAGAAGAUCGGGAAGAAGGCUGGAAAGACAGUUAAGGAGGCAAAGGCGAAGAAGGAUGAACUGUAAAGGGCGGCAGACACAGACCUGAGACAGCAGAAAAGAAUUUGGUUGAACAAAUC
This is a messenger RNA of Podospora bellae-mahoneyi, 1489 nucleotides long. RefSeq lists its product as uncharacterized. The transcript has 2 exons. Gene Ontology annotation, molecular function: protein binding. Lineage: Eukaryota; Fungi; Ascomycota; Sordariomycetes; Sordariales; Podosporaceae. The record is from RefSeq and is a predicted model, not a curated record. The coding region runs from base 102 to 1436 and encodes 444 amino acids.